AUGACACCACGCCCACACAAUUCCCCACCCUCAGCCUCCCAGCCGUCGCCGCCAUCUCCAAAGUCUAAUCCCCAGUUCCCGGGCCUUCUGUUUGGCGAAAUUCCCCCGGGCCAGCACGACGGUGUCGCUCCAGGCUUUGGCAUCGACAACAUCCGCCCGCGACGAACGUCCGAAUCCAACGUGCACGGCCUCGUGGGGCGUCAACGCAGCCUCUCCGACCUCGAAGCCGAGCCCGCGUCCCCGUCCAGCUGGUACAGGGACCUCCACAUGUCCCGAGGGAGCACGCCGAAAACCCACGCGCGAUCUCGUAGCGAUCUCUCGGCGCUGAAGCCCAUCCUGACCACCCUCAGACCCAAAUCGCCUGCGCCUCCUGCAUCGACCUCGGCAUCGACUACAAAAGCAAAGGCAAAAUCACCAACGGUAGCUGCUAUUGCGGCAGCCACGGUAACGGCCACGGCUGUCGCAGCAGAGGCCGCCGCCGCCGCCCCUGCGCCGCCGCACGCGUCGUCAGCAGCUCCCAGCUCGAAACUACCAGUUUCCAUCAGCCGGAGGCUUGCGAGCCCUUCCAACUCCAGUCCCACCUCGUCGCGAUCGAACUCGCCCUCUACGCUUCGGAGACCGCCGGCCAAUGGUCGCAGCAGCAGCAGACAGGCCAACCCAAUCGCCUCCACGACUCGAGCGAAAACGCCCACGCAGACGGCUCGAAAACAGCCUCCCCAGGGGCUUGUGACACCGAGUAAUAGCAACAACCGGCUCCAAGCGUACGUGUCCACCGCGCCGCCCAAGCUUUCACCGCCAUUAAGGAGCUCUCGACCACGACAGCCAGUCUCCGUAGCGACAACAGCAAGCUCCCGGAUGAAGGAGGCGGCGGCCAAGGCGAAGCCCCCUGCACGGCCAAAUGCACGGGACGCCCCUUCUUCGUCGAAGGCGUACGAUCCGGCGAAGCGUAAGAUCAUAGUUGGACCUAUAGAUUUCGAACAGCGUCGAGAACACAUCCGACUGGCAUACACCAAGACCAUUCGCGAAAGCCAGGCCUUUGAGGUGCGCCAAAGAGCGGUGGAGAGGAGGCGGAAGCAGAUGGAGGAGGCCGACACGAAAGCCGCGGCCACCGAGUCUACAGAUACAAAUAAUACAGCUACCGGUCCAUCUACAUCUACGGAUUCACCGACCACGGUGAUUGCUGGAGACGACGAGGCGACGAAUAAGGGGGCCCCGGACGGCCGUGCACGAGGAGUAAUUCCAGAGGUAAUAGCGGCAGAGACAGGGCUGGCCGAAAGCCCCUCGGCGAAAGAGCCGGCUCAGGUGGAACUCCCAGCUGAUCAUGGCUCUCGCGCUGCUGUGGAGAACCAGGAAACCCUUCUAGAAGUCCCGACAAAUGCAGCCUCGCUCCCGGCAACUAGCAAGGGUGAUGAUUCGCCGACGCUGGGCAUCCCCGGGGGCUUCCCUGAGCCCUCACCGUCCUCCACCGCAGCCAGACAGCAGAGGCCUCUGUCGACCAUUUCAAUCAUCUCAGCCACGUCUGCUGUUACGGAGUUUGAUACAGAGCCCCAGGCGGAGCUUGCCGACCUGGCUAUGUCCGAUCGGCCGCUCAGCCCCCAGAUCAUAGUGCCGACGAGGGAGCGCUCUCAGUACCGCAGCCCCUUUGAGGACGACGACUUUCCAUCAUCGCCUCCUCGGCCGCGUCCUGCGGCCCAUCAAAUCAGUCAAGAUCGCCACCACAUCGACCAGCCGCUCAUCCCUGACGCUUAUUACGACAAUGAGCAUCGGGAGGACUCCUUUGAGCCCCAUGCCCAGCAAGAUUACCAAACCAUUGUGACGAUUCUCCCGCAGCCCUCACGCGAGCCCCCUGCUGCCGAAGAGACUGCGCAGGUGGCGUCUUUUCCCCGACUGGACAUUCAAGAUGAAUCUGACUGCCACUCGGAUCUAGAAAGCGUUCCGGCAAUGGCUCGUCGCAUGCGUAGUGAUAUCGACGAUGCCGCCACUGAUGCCUGCACCGAAGAGACAGACGAUCGCGAUGGAAUGGAUGGUGAGCGAUCCCCGUACCGCUACGGCGGCACUAUCUCGUCGAACAGGGCCUCGACAUGUGCAUCAUCGGACAUAGAAACGUUUGACGACCUCUUGUACCCUUCGCAUGACGAGCAGCAGGAUGCGGGCCCACCAAACAGACUACUGGCGCCGCCUUCCAUCUCUCGGGCCGACAGAUCAAGCCACCAGUCCGCAUGGACGAAUGUCUCCGUCGAUAGCAUUGCACGCUCCGAGGCUUCGGACUCUCCAGUUCUGCGAGCGAACUCGUGGAAAAUGUCUGGUUCGUCCGGGCGUGACGACUCUUCCCUCAGAAGCCUCCCCUAUAGCGGAGUCGGCGUUCGCCCUUCUGUCGACUCGACGCGGUCGUCGAUCCAGCUUGGCCAGCAACUUCCGGAGCUUGACACCGGCGAAGGCUUCUCCAUCCCUUACCUCUCUGCAGAGGCAACCUCUGACUUUUCCUAUCUCUCCUCCCCGAAACACGAGCCACAACCUCACUCGCGCUCUGGACGGAACUCGGCCAUCGACUCGCAAACGUCAAGUGUGUUUUAUGACCAGUCUCAAUAUGGCAGCACCUUGGUCAACUCUGAUCGCGGCAGUGGAGAAUAUGUCUCCCACCACUCGGAAACGCCUCUGUCGAUGAUGGAUAUGACGUCGAUGGAGACUAUGGAUCGGUACUUUGAUGGACGCCCCCAGGUGGACAGCGAUGCCAAGUCAUUCAUCCAGGAAUCCGAGGGCUUGAGCAGCGAAGAGCGUCAUCGCCUGAUCCAGAGGCGCAAUGUUAUCAAGGAGCUCGUUGACACCGAAGCAAUCUUUGUAAGAGAUAUGAACAUUGUGGAGGAGAUUUACAAGGGGACCGCAGAAGCGUGCCCUAAGCUGGAUGCCAAGAUUGUCAAGCUCAUUUUCAGAAACAGCGACGAGAUCAUUGAGUUCCAUACCUCAUUCCUCGUCCUGCUCAAAGAGGCGGUGGCCAGCAUUUACGUACCGAAAGGCGGCCGGUCUCUCGUCGCGAGGGAAGACUCGGUCUACUCGGACCAAAGCCAGACUUCCAUCGUGGACCUGAGCGAUGCCAAGGACCGGGAGACGUCGCUUGGCCCAACGUUCCAAGCCAACAUGGAGAAGAUGAAGCUGGCCCACGAGGGCUUCCUGAGAAACAGCGACCAAGCGGCAAAGAAACUGAUCCAGAUCCAGCAGGACCCGACGGUUCAGAUAUGGCUGAACGAGUGUAACGAGGUAGCCAAGGACCUGACGGCUGCUUGGGACCUGGAUUCCCUCCUCAUCAAACCGAUGCAGCGAAUCACAAAGUAUCCGAACCUGAUCAUGACGCUCCUUCAGCACACACCCCAGGAUCACCCCGAUCGGGAAGCCCUCGUGGUGGCCAAAGACGCCCUAGAAGAGGCUAUUAUCGAGAUCAACAAGACGAAGAAGAACUUUGAGCUGGUCGGACAGAUCGUCGGUAGAAAACGUAAGGAGUCCGACGUGAAGGCUGGACUGGCUCGUGCCUUUGGCAAGAAGGUGGACAAGCUGCAAGGCGGGACGCGGCCGCCGGAGGAUCCCGAGUAUCUCAAGCUGGAGGAAAGAUUCAGCGACGAUUAUCUGCGGCUACAGGUUGUCUUGCGGGACGUCGAGUUCUAUACCAGGCAGGUUUCAUCGUAUGUGCACGAGUUCUUGCAAUACCUAUCAGCCAUCGAGCUGGUCAUGCGCCUCCAACCUGGCAGCUUCCCCGAGCUCGAGAGCAAGUGGGUGCGGUUCAAUAUCUCGAUCCGCGACAUUGAGAAGGUAGCGCUCGAGCAGCAUCUGUCACAAAUUCGAAAGCAUGUCAUUGAGCCUUUCGAGCAGGUCAUCAAGUCUUACGGGAACCCCUCGUUGGCUAUGAAGAAGAGACAGAAGCGCCGAGUCGUGUGGGAGCGCGCAGAGCAGCUGAAGAAGGCCGGCAAGAGCGUCGACCCCAAGCUUAAGGAGCUUGUUGAGCAGUAUGAGGCUCUCAACGAUACGCUAAUCAAGGAGCUUCCCAAGCUUUCGGCACUGACGGAGAAGGUGGGAAACAUCUGCCUUGGCAACCUCAUCAACAUCCAGGCCAACUGGUACUUUAUCUGGAGGGAAAAGAUGAGGGCCGUGCUGCCGGACUCGCCCGUGAUGCCCGAAAUAGAGGAAAUCGUGGCAACUUUCCAGAGAGAUUUCCCCUAUGCAAACGAGAUGAUGGCCAGCAUCAGCAUCAUCAACCCGGCCUACCGCGGAAGGACAUCGCAAUCGACGAACCACGGAGACGACGCCAGCCUGCCCAGAACUAGGGGCCGAACCUCCGAGUCAGUGGAUAGAGGAUGGAGCCAAUCUUUCAACGGCGAAGGAGCGCCAAGUUUACCGCCUCCCGACUUUGGCAAACGGCAUAGCGGCUCGUUUACGCUCUCCCCCAUCAGCGCAGGCCCGUCCUCUGGCUUCGGGACAUCAGCUCCCAGUCCUCACCAGUACUACUACCGAGACUUUUAUGCCGGCCUGUCAAGCAACCAGGCGGGAAUGACAUCCCCCAGAUCGGCCGAGGUGCCGGCAACCUCUCGAUCGCUCGGAGGCACGCGGCCGAGUACGGGCAAAAGCUACGACUCUUCCGCAGUCUCAAUGCCUAGACAGAGCACGGAGUCGGCACCUCACAUCCGACGAGACUCGGGCAACGCGUACUAUUCCAGCUACCACCAGCACGACAGCCGUAGAUUCUCGAAUCUAUUCCACUCUGCCCUCCCUCUGCCGGACGGCCCCGAGGAAAGUCAGCGGUCUUCUAGAGCAUCGUCGCGCGAGCGAGCGCAUGCUUCUGACGGAUACAAUAUCCUAUGGCUGGCGGCGUCGCUCUUUGAGUUUAACAUCUCGACAACCAAGCACGAGGCCGGCUAUCCUUAUCUGACGUAUCAGGCCGGCGAGAUAUUUGACGUGAUUGCCGAGAAAGGCGAGCUUUGGCUUGCAAAGAACCAAGACGACCCCACGGACCAGGUGGGCUGGAUCUGGUCCAAACAUUUUGCCAAAUUGGCCGACUCAUAG
Trichoderma citrinoviride is the source of this 5049-nucleotide messenger RNA. RefSeq lists its product as hypothetical. The coding region runs from base 1 to 5049 and encodes 1682 amino acids. Gene Ontology annotation, molecular function: guanyl-nucleotide exchange factor activity. The record is from RefSeq and is a predicted model, not a curated record. The transcript has 3 exons. Lineage: Eukaryota; Fungi; Ascomycota; Sordariomycetes; Hypocreales; Hypocreaceae.